This is a messenger RNA of Cuscuta campestris, 388 nucleotides long. The record is from the annotation of a GenBank genome assembly. Lineage: Eukaryota; Viridiplantae; Streptophyta; Magnoliopsida; Solanales; Convolvulaceae.
AAUAGUCGCCCCACCCUCCAUACAACAUAAAAAUACAGUACAAUAAUUGAAGAAAUAGAUAUAAUUGUUCAAAUCUGUUGGAUCAAUAUUUAUAAUUAGGGGAUGGAUUCAAGAACCAUGCAUCAUGCUCUGGUCAUAAUGACUCUCUUUGUGGUUGCAUUUUGCGUUAUUAGUCCAUCAGGGAGGACGGAAGCAAGGAAUGUGGCCAUGCCAUGCAAGAACGACACGGAUUGCAACUACUCACCAAAUUGCAAAUGCGGCGGCUUACAUCUUUGUAAUUGCACCCCUCCUACUGCGCCAAGCAAUAACGGGUCUCCUCAUCCACUCAACAACGACCAGCCUUUAAUAAUUACAGAGUAGUAUUUCUUAAUUAAUUAAUUAAUCAAUU